AUGGCGUCCUGGGUGGCGUUGGACGUAUGUGGCGGUGACGUCAGAGACAACAGAUUGGCACAGCAGCGAGCUACAGAAGAAGCGCAGGAUGCAAACAAUGUAGUACUGUACGAGCAGGCACUGCGCUGCCAGCAGCAUCAGCAGAGCCUCCAGGCCAAGACCAGGUACUUGCACUUACUUAAGGGCGACUUCAGACUCAGUCUACGUCUGCAAUAUUUAUGUUAUAAAAACCUCGCGACAAUGACAUUUGAGGCGCAAUCAUUUGAAGACGCUCUGGAAUACUUUGCCUCGGCAUUGGCACUGGACGCAACGAACGUGGUCGUGUGGUAUCAGAUGGCCACGACGGCCGUGGAGACUGGUAAAUUAUGGCUGGCACGAAGACUAUUGGAAGAAGGUUUUAAAGUAGACGCUAAGUACUGGCCACUGGUGGAGACGCUGGCUCUGGUGCUGCACCAAAUGGGAGACAAAGACGCGUUUGAACAUGUAGCCAAGUAUCUUGGAGAACAAGACCCUCAGUGCACGUCGGUGCACCUUAUUGACAAGAUGACGACAUUGUCAAAAAUGAGGCUGCGGUCAAAAAUGAAGCCAUUGUCAGGAAUGAAGAGAGAUGACGAAGUUGAUGUGAUGCGGACGCAGGUGCAGAUUCAAGUGGGAUAUGAUGAAGAGACAGAGACUAGAGAAAAGAGAGAAGACGAGAAGGUGGGAGUGGACCAGACGAGCGACCAUUUGCCGCCAAUAAAGAUAGAGAAGAUGAAGGAGCUGCUGAAGCUCUCUCCUGGCCUUGAGACAGUGCUGAUGAAUGGCAUUUCGGAUAACGACACACAGGACAGUAGCAGUCAUGCACGAGAAGAGAUGAAGAGUCAGCCGAGAAGACGAAAGUCACGUCGGCAUGAGGAACGACUGAGAGAAGAGCAUGCUGCAGCAGUCAAGAAAGCACGAGAGCAGGACUAG
Messenger RNA from Peronospora farinosa, 951 nucleotides. NCBI's taxonomy places the organism in Eukaryota, Oomycota, Peronosporomycetes, Peronosporales, Peronosporaceae. The record is from the annotation of a GenBank genome assembly.